CCCCCUCCCUCCCCACUCCCAACUAUCACCACAAGGGGAUCUUUCCUCCUUCUUUCCAAUUGAGAGUGAUCUUCGCCCUUUGGCCGUACCGCACCCAAUGGAGUCGCUUCUCCAGCAGUCUCGAGCCAUGUGCCCGUUCCUCAAGCGCACCUCCCCGUCCACUCUGCGCACUCUGUCCACCGCCACUCGUCCCAGCAUCAGCCCUGGAGGCGGCACUAUGUCAAACCUCCAGGUUCUAGCCCGUCGCUGCCCCGUCAUGAGCAAGGCUCUGGCCGUCCAGAGCGCCCGUUUGGCCAACACCAAGCGCUUCACCUCCGGUGUCGCCGGCAUGGAUCCCAGGUACUUCCGCCCGGUUCCCACCAAGCGGGCCUUGCAUUCGACCUCGGGCAAUGGCGCGGACGUUGCUCCCAAUGUCUACAAGGACUCUCAGAGAGUCGACCCCGCUUUCCCCGGUGUCAAAGGCCGCUUCGAAGCCCCCAGCGGCGCAACCGUCACCGGUCCCCGCCCUGAUGCCCCGAAGGUUGCGCCCUUCGACUACAACGCUUUCUAUAACGGGGAGCUGGACAAGAAGCACAAGGACAAGUCGUACCGUUACUUCAACAACAUCAAUCGUCUGGCCAAGGAGUUCCCCCGUGCCCACACGGCCUCUCAGGAGGAGAAGGUGACCGUGUGGUGCUCCAACGACUAUCUCGGUAUGGGCCGCAACCAGGAGGUUCUGAAGAGCAUGCACCAAACACUGGAUACUUACGGCGCUGGUGCGGGUGGUACGAGAAACAUUUCGGGACACAAUCAACAUGCGGUAGCCCUCGAGGGCACUCUCGCCAAGUUGCACAACAAGGAGGCCGCCCUGGUCUUCAGUUCCUGCUUCGUUGCCAACGACGCUACCUUGGCCACUCUGGGUAGUAAAAUGCCCGACUGUGUCAUUCUCUCCGACAGCCUCAAUCACGCCUCCAUGAUCCAGGGUAUCCGCCACUCCGGCGCCAAGAAGAUGGUGUUCAAGCACAAUGAUCUGGUCGACUUGGAGACCAAGCUGGCCUCUUUGCCUCUGAACGUCCCCAAGAUCAUCGCUUUCGAGUCUGUAUACAGCAUGUGCGGUUCGAUUGCCCCCAUCGAGAAGAUCUGCGACUUGGCCGACAAGUACGGGGCGAUCACUUUCUUGGAUGAGGUGCACGCCGUUGGCAUGUACGGCCCCCACGGUGCGGGUGUCGCGGAGCAUCUCGACUAUGACGUUUACGCCUCGCAGGACACCGCCAACCCACGCAGCACCAAGGGCACCGUGAUGGACCGCAUUGAUAUCAUCACCGGUACCCUGGGUAAGGCGUACGGCUGUGUCGGUGGAUACAUUGCUGGUUCCGCCGCCAUGGUGGACACCAUCCGUUCUCUGGCCCCGGGAUUCAUCUUCACCACCUCCCUGCCUCCUGCCACCAUGGCCGGAGCGGACACUGCCAUCCAGUACCAGGCCGAGUACAAACGCGACCGCGUCUUGCAGCAGUUGCACACCCGGGCCGUCAAGGAAUCCCUGAAGGAGUUGGACAUUCCCGUGAUCCCGAACCCGUCCCACAUCAUCCCCCUCCUAGUCGGCGACGCCGAGGUCGCCAAGCAAGCCUCGGACAAGCUUCUGGAGGAACAUGGCAUUUACGUCCAAGCCAUCAACUACCCCACCGUCCCGCGGGGUGAAGAGCGACUCCGCAUCACCCCCACUCCGGGCCACGUGAAGGAACACCGCGACCACCUGGUUCAGGCGCUCCAAACCGUCUGGAACGAUUUGGGCAUCAAGCGCGCUAGCCACUGGAAGGCUCAGGGCGGUUUCGUCGGCGUCGGCGUCGAAGGAGCCGAGGCUGCGAACCAGCCUAUCUGGGAGGACGCCCAGUUGGGUCUGCAGGAGGGUGAAGACUUGGAGACCGCCGUCACCCGGGAGUUCCAGGACGCGGCAGCUGAGGCGCUGCUUGCGCAGGCCUCGGCCCGGAUGCAGACCGCCGCCGCCGGGAUCCGUCCUGCCGCCGCCGUGGCCUCAGGCAUUCCUGUUGGCGUCGCCGCCUAGAUCCAUGUCUUGAGAACCCCCGAAUGUUUCAGAGAAACAUAGUCCUGUGGAUGUAUGCUGUAAUCAUUUGUUCCACGUCCAAUCCUUUUUAUUAACAAUGCCAUCACCUCAUAUAAUGCUGGAG
Aspergillus brunneoviolaceus CBS 621.78 is the source of this 2165-nucleotide messenger RNA. RefSeq names its product 5-aminolevulinic acid synthase HemA (gene hemA). Bases 98 to 2041 code for a protein of 647 amino acids. Gene Ontology annotation, cellular component: mitochondrion. NCBI's taxonomy places the organism in Eukaryota, Fungi, Ascomycota, Eurotiomycetes, Eurotiales, Aspergillaceae. The record is from RefSeq and is a predicted model, not a curated record. Gene Ontology annotation, molecular function: pyridoxal phosphate binding; 5-aminolevulinate synthase activity. The transcript has 2 exons. Gene Ontology annotation, biological process: heme biosynthetic process.